Panicum hallii is the source of this 973-nucleotide messenger RNA. RefSeq names its product pectinesterase inhibitor 12-like. Bases 128 to 703 code for a protein of 191 amino acids. Gene Ontology annotation, molecular function: enzyme inhibitor activity. The record is from RefSeq and is a predicted model, not a curated record. NCBI's taxonomy places the organism in Eukaryota, Viridiplantae, Streptophyta, Magnoliopsida, Poales, Poaceae. The transcript has a single exon.
CACGAGCUGGGCACCAACCAACUGCCGGCCGUCUACAAUCGCUGAAUCGCCAUCAAACACACUCAAAACCUAACCACAAGAAGCCGAGCUUGCUUUGCAACGCAAAACCGUCGAGCUAGGCCACACCAUGAAACUGCUCUCCUCCGUGCUGUUCCUCUUGCUCGUCGUGCCUGCUACGUGCAAGUCUUCCACGCUGGAAGACGCGUGCAGGUCCUUCGCCGCCGGCCACCCGUCCAUCGGCUACGACUACUGCAUCAGAACCUUCCAGGCCGACAGGGCGAGCGCCGCGGCGGCCGACGCGCGCGGCCUCGCCACCGUCGCCGCCAGGAUCGCGGGGGCGAAGGCCAACGCCACGGCCGCGCGCGUCGCGGCCCUAAGCGCCGUGGAGACGGACGCGAGGCGGCGGGACCGGCUCGCCGUGUGCGCGGAGGUGUACUCGGACGCCGUGGACCAGCUCGCCCAGGCCGCGGAGGACCUCGCCCGCGGCGAGGGCGCCGGCGCCGACGACGCGGUCACGCAGCUCAGCGCGGCGCUGGACGCGCCCGGGACGUGCGAGGACGCGUUCGGCGAGGCCGACGACACGUCGCCGCUGGCCGGGGAGGACGCCGAGUUCAAGAAGCUGGCGACCCUCGCCCUCGCCGUCGCGGCGUCGCUGACGCCGCCGGCGCCAGCAUCGCCGGCUACACCGAUGAUUAGUGAUUAACUCCAUCCUAAGUUCAGUAAUGUGCUUAAUGGAGUACGUAAUAAGCAUGGACAAGGAGAGUGUUUAACUAUCUACUCCUAGAAUGUUUUUGAGUUGUUUGCGUUUGGUUUCCCUUGUUGUAUGGAGUUUGGUUGGUUGUGCAGUGCCGUGCAUGCCUCGCAUGCAUGCGAUGUGGUGUGGUGUGGUGUGGUGUGGUGGGCGAGUGGCGUCUGGAAUCCGUGUCGCGCCUUUUGCUGGUCUUUGAACGUGGAUUGUUAGCUGUGCGGGACA